Molecule: messenger RNA, 965 nt
Organism: Asparagus officinalis (garden asparagus)
Lineage: Eukaryota; Viridiplantae; Streptophyta; Magnoliopsida; Asparagales; Asparagaceae
Product: mitochondrial import receptor subunit TOM20-like
Exons: 6
Coding region: 142-753 (203 amino acids)
Biological process (GO): protein insertion into mitochondrial outer membrane
Cellular component (GO): mitochondrial outer membrane translocase complex
Molecular function (GO): protein binding
Source: RefSeq, a predicted model, not a curated record
UUCUUAAAACCCUACUCAACCCGCGGCAGCCUUCGAUCAAGAGAGGAAUAAAAAGAUAGAGAAAAAAAACUCCGCCGUUAUUUUUCUCAGCGUUCUUUGUCCCCUUUAUUCUUUGUUUGAUUUGAUCCUUAGAAACCAAUAAUGGAUUUGCCUCAAAACGAUUUCGAUCGCCUCAUCUUCUUCGAACACGCCCGCAAGGCCGCCGAGGCCACCUACGCCAAGAACCCUCUCGACGCCGAGAAUCUUACAAGAUGGGGAGGAGCGCUUCUCGAGCUAUCACAAUUUCAGAACGGCACCGAUUGCGUAAAGAUGGUGACGGAUUCUGUUUCAAAGCUGGAGGAAGCCUUGGAGAUUAACCCGGCGAAAUCUGACACGCUGUGGUGCUUAGGAAAUGCUCACACUUCCCAUGCAUUCUACACUCCCGAUCACGAUGAGGCGAAUAUUUACUUUGCAAAGGCAACUCAGUGUUUCGAGCAAGCAGUUGAGAUGGAACCUGGAAAUGAGCUAUAUGUCAAGUCUUUGGAUAUGUCCUCUAAGGCACCUGAACUUCAUUUAGAGCUACAAAGACAGAUGGCUAGUCAACAGGCUCCUCUGGGAGGAGCAUCUGCUUCAAAUGCUAAGGCUUCCAAGAAGAAGAAAAAGAAAGAAAGUGAUCUGAAAUAUGACGUACUUGGAUGGGUGAUUCUUGCCGUUGCCGUUGUAGCAUGGGUGGGGAUGGCCAAGUCUCAGGUUCCUCCCCCACCUUCCAGGUGAACUUGAAGCUAUGGAGGAGGAAGAAUGUCUAAAACUCAGAGAUGUAUAAGCUCGGAGAAAAACUUAUGAGCAUAUAUAUGAUGUAGCUGAAAUCAUAUUCUGAUGCUUUAAAUUUUUGUUUUAUCUUUGUCAUCAAUGCCUGAUCGUAGGAAAGUCUUUUUUACCUGAAUAUUCUUUAAUAGUAAUAAGCUUUAUGGGUAAUUAAUUUAUCU